Molecule: messenger RNA, 5189 nt
Organism: Solenopsis invicta (red fire ant)
Lineage: Eukaryota; Metazoa; Arthropoda; Insecta; Hymenoptera; Formicidae
Exons: 6
Coding region: 232-2892 (886 amino acids)
Biological process (GO): potassium ion transmembrane transport; stabilization of membrane potential
Cellular component (GO): membrane
Molecular function (GO): potassium ion leak channel activity
Source: RefSeq, a predicted model, not a curated record
CGGUCCGCCACCGCGACUGGUAGCGACAAACGUCGUCGUGCCGACGGUGGUGGUGGCGGCGAUGGUGGUGGGAGCAGCCUCCGUUUUAUUUCUGUCACGGUCUCGUUGCAGCUUGGACCGACCUCGCGAGUGCGUUCCUUUCGCGAGAGUCUCUCUCGCGUACACGAAGAUCGUCAAACGACGACGACGACGAUAACGACGAUAGCGACGACGGCGACAAAAAGUCGCGCGAUGGAGGACAGUUACAUGGUUCACAGACGUCGCAAGGCGGCUGCUAGAAAGCGUGAGAAGACGCCCGAUCCCUCAUCAAGGGGUGCCGCGUCACGCAGCACAAACACUUCCGACGAUGAAGACGAAGAGAGACGCGCCAGAAUGGAGAGGAUGGCUGAAGAAGCGGAGAAAAUGGAGCAGGAACAGAAAGAGAAUAGACUGUCGCAACAGCAGAAACAGGAAAUGCCCCAGAAAGAAGAGAACAAGGACAAGAAAGGGAAUAAUGGGGAACAGCGUCCCGCCAGAAGAAAGGACAGGACUGAUGCGAGAAAUUCUGCAAAUGUGGAUGACAUGAUCGCUAUACGCGCCGAGGUGGCUGCCAAGUCGGCUGGGAAUAGUUUGAAAACACAUGAGACUGACGUUGUAGCAGCUGAUGACAACAACUCGCGACCGGUAAAGCAGGUUAUUGAAGUAGCGAAGAGAUUUGAUGAUGAUAUCACAAAGAAAGACAAUAUCAAAUCUGAAAUUGUUCAGGCGGCCAAUGAUAAUGUUGUUCAGCAAGAGAUAUCGGAGACGCCGAAAGAAACAAGUGGCGAAAUCGACAGACCUGUCGAAGCUCGCAAAAUUGAAAGGCGACUUAAAAGGAAGUCGAAGGAACGCGUGGAGAAAUAUUGCCGAUCGACAGACUCCAGCGAUGUGGAUGAAAAGAGCGAGUUGAAUCGAAGACGAACAAAAUCACCGGAAGCAAUGAGAUCCAGGGUGAAAAAGACGAGUGGAAGGAGUCGGGAAUAUGAUCCGGAAACGCAGAAAAGGGAUACCGAGAGAUCUAACCGAGAGAAGAGAUCAUCGAGUCGACAGAAGCUGGAAGAUGAGCCUCGGAUCAGGGAAGACUCCGCGCCACGUUCAAAAUCUUAUAGUCAGGCCGAAGAUACGGACGAAGGUCUCAAGAUCGUCAAGAAGAGUGAGAAUUUUCCACAGAAAACUGCCGAGGAACGGAUGGUAAAGAGAUCCACGAUUGAGAAGAAGAAGCAGAUCAUUCCGCUUAGCAACGAAAGCCUGAUCGAGGAUUUUGCGAGGGCUCAGAGGGAGUACCUGUUAAGGGAACGCAGCAUCUUGGAUGCGGAAGUCGCAGACGAGUUUCAGGACCAGGUUGAAGUUAGUUCCUUAAGGAGGCGGAAGUUGAAUCUGACGUACAGCGAGAGCGAGCAAGAAGACAUCGUUCAGAAUGUAACGCAAUCUUCCGAUGUAGUUGACAAGAAAAAAUCGUGGUUCUCUCGGUUGUUCUUCUGGCGCAGAAGCGCAGGAAAGAAGGAUGAAGAUACCGAAGAGAAGAAGAUUGAGAACGAACCGGAGCCCGUUCCAAAAAUCGAAGAGAUCAAAGUGAAGAAGCAAGAAGCUGCAGAAAAGAUUACACUAUUGGAUUUCUUUAGAGCUCUCAGAGACAUUGUCAGCGAAUUCAAGACUUUCGUGGAGCAGAAUCCACGUGAGACUAUGAUCAUCAGGCGGCUACGUAAUCGCUGCAUAGCCGAACUGUUGCUCAUGAUAAUCUACUGUGGCCUAGGCGGUUUCAUCUUUCGUUUCGUCGAGGGCGCCUUCGAAACAUUCUACAAAUGUGGUGUGAAGCGCGUGAAGCGCGACUUCCUAGACACUUUGUGGAAUUACAGUCACAGUUUGAGGGAGGACGACUGGAAGAGCAUGGCGCGCAGGAAAUUGAUGGAAUUCGAGGAGCAGCUUCACACAGCUCACGAAGCCGGCCUACAAACGUAUAGUGGUCAAAAAAGUUGGAGUUUUUUGAAUGCGGUCGUAUACUGUCUCACUGUCAUCACCACCAUUGGAUAUGGCCAUAUGGCGCCAAGUACGAACACAGGAAGAGCUAUCACGAUUGUAUAUGCUAUUUUCGGCAUUCCGAUGUUUCUCAUCAUUUUGGCCGACUUCGGUAAAUUAUUUACACGUGGUAUAAAGUUCCUGUGGGCAUUUGUGAGGAGGCUGUACUAUACUGGUAGUUGCCGCAAAGUUCGUCGCACUGCACCCGUUCAGGAAGUUAUGAAGGGUGUGCAACUCGUUUAUGAUCUUGCGAAAUUUCGGCGGCCCUCGCAAAUGAAUCUAGAGGAGAUAGAAGAAAUUCAGAGGCAGCAAGAGUUGCAGGCCCAGCAGCCGCAGACGGUCCUGAAUGUGGACGCCAAUUCACCAGACACGCCGGGUACGCCGGCAAUGUCGGCGUUCGCUAUCGAUGACGAGUUCAAUUUACCGAUUUCGGUAGCAAUCAUCAUUCUCCUGGCUUAUAUUUUCAUAGGAGCCACGUUAUACACCGUGUCGGAGGAUUGGGGCUUUUUCGAGAGUUUCUACUUUGUCUUCAUCUCCAUGAGCACUAUCGGUUUCGGUGAUUACGUGCCACAGAUGGAUCCCAUAUACAUGGUGUGUUCGAUAGUAUACCUGGUAUUCGGUCUGGCACUCACAUCCAUGUGCAUCAACGUCGUACAAGUGAUGCUCUCGGAUUCAUUCAAACAGGCGAGCCAGAAGAUCGGAGCCACGAUCGGUUUCGAGGUCGCCGAGGAUGAUAACUCGGUAAAACCGGCACCACCGCCGCCGGUCGAGGUCGCAGACGUCCACAUGACUGCGAAGGAGCCUGAGAGCGGCGAAAAGAUCGCGCCUAAAGCCAAGCAGGAGGACGUCGACCUGUAGAUGCAUUUCUUUUAGGAGAAACUCCAAUGUGACGUCGAUUGAGCGUUCACUCGAACUCGCUUCUCGAAAUGCAUCUUUCUCUCUCUCUCUCUCUCUCUCUCUCUCUCUCUCUCUCUCUCUCUCUCUCUCUCUCUCUCUCUCUCUCUCUCUUUAUCCGGCCUUAAGAAAAUAAUUGUCUGCUGGCUUAUGUAACGCAGCAGUGAUACAUGGUAGCCAUUGUGGUACGCGCACGCAAUCAAGCUUCGAAGGACAAUGGCUGUCGGGAUCGUCUUUACACCUGAGACCUGCAGAAAAGUGGGGAAGACUUUGGAAUCUUUGACGCUUUUCAGGAUUGAGUUUGUGUGUUGUGAGUUUUGAUCGGGUCCAAUUAAUCUGUCUCAAGGGACCCAAUACUUUUAAGUUAGAUUCUGGAUAUCCAAGUUCUUCUUCGUCGACGCAAAGACGAUCCCGAUCGUCUCGGCAGCGCCAGCAAGGAAAUGUUCAAAGCACUGUACGUUGCACGCCUGUCUUUCGUUGAUAUCACAUCGAAUAUAUGUAUGACUCUCUCGAGAGUAUAUAUAUUUGCGCGCAAAAAUAUGAAUUAGUGAUUUUUAUGGAAACUGGAGAUCUAAUUGCGUUUGUCAUCGCGAUCGAGUGCUAGAAAAGAUGGAGCUCCAGACGAUGUGGCGAUUGAAAUUCACAUGUAAAAUUUUUAAAAUUAGUUUGUGUACAAUCCAACGAAGAUCUCGAAACGAAUUUAUUCGAAACAAUACGCACAAUUGUAAUCGAAUCGCGUCUUGUCAGGCGAGAGGUCCGUAGAUUGAAUUUAUGUUGAGACGAAGGUUUUGAGUUUUGAAAAAUCAAAAAUGCCAGUAAUGCAGCAGAUGGAAUAGUAACCUGUUCCUUGUAAAUUUUAUUUUGUAACUUUGAACGCGUAAAUUUAAAAAUACGAGAAGAAACAAUUUCAAGAGAAUCUCACGAUACAUUUCUAGAAUUUUUAUAAACGUUUAUGGAAUUUUAGGAUUAUAUCAUAAUAUAAUUGCAUAAAAAUGCAUAAAACAUAAAAAAUAGAAGAUACAUUUUUUGUCGCAUUUUUUUAUGAUCAUAUAUUAUUGUUUCACAAAGUUAUUGGCGAAUUAACGCAUUUUCCAAGCUACGGUAAAUCAAACGCCCGUUACAGCGAUAUCUCCAGUGAUAGUUGGUAAUUAUGAGUAUGAUGGAUUGCGAGGACCUAUUUUUAUCAAAAUAGUACAUCGAACAAAGAAAAUAGCUACUCCGCAGCCGCUCUUGCCAAAUGCUCGCGGGUAACAAUACACUCGCGAUUUAUUUUUCGUAGUCUAGCGUCUAUUGACAAUAAAUAUAAGAAAAAAAGUGGUAUUUUAUAUAUUGUAUAGAGUUCAUCGCGUGAUUUUGUGAUUUCAUCUUCUGAGUUGUCUUUUGUAUGUUUGCGUGAUGUAAACUUCGCAAGACGAUUCAGCUUACAUUUGAUCUAUGAGUUUUAAUCGGUUAUCUGUGAUAAAUUAUUCUAUGAUUUUAGUGAUCCUCCCGUUGGGAUUGAAAAAGAAAGCUACGGCAAUAUCCUUCUCAUAAAAAAAACAUCCUAUGUAAUUUAUGUAUUAAUGGUUAAUCCCGUUUUAUUUAUGCUUGAAAAAAAUAAAUAAAAAAUAAAUACAUUUAAAAAACUUAUAUUUAAAAAAAUAAACAGAAAUUUAUUGCAUGUGCAUAGAACUAAAAUAAUUUAACUAAUUUUUAUAUUAAAGUUUAUAACAAAAUAAACUUCAAUUUCUUUUGCUAAAUAAUAGUUAGGUAAACUUGAUUUUUUUUUAAUCCCUAAUUUUGAAGAUUAAACAUGCAAAAUUUUGUAAAAUGAUUGAAUCAUUUUUUUUUUCUUUUCAUAAUUGUUACAAAAGUACCGUUGUAGAAUGUAAUUGUAAUAGAAGAGAUUAUAAAACCUGACGGGAGAGCUCCGAUUUUUAUAAUAAAGACAAAACACUCUCGUGCCUUUUCAAAGAUGAAAUUAUUUGCUGAACUUUUACAGUAAUGAUAUGACGAAGAUUCCUAUGUAUAUAGUUUAAUCUAUAAUUAAAACAUACACAUAUACAUCGCUACUCGACAGAAAUAUUAUUUUUCUUUACAUUAAAAAAAAGUAAAUGGUUUGAUAAAUGUAUAGUAUUUUUGCGUCAUUUUACUCAUGGAAAAUUAAAUCCAUAUAAAUUAUGACAACUAAGUGUAUAAAUUUAAAUCACUGUAAUAAGAUAUUAAUUGUAAUUAUUUAUCGAAUUUAUUCACAAAUAAACGUUUAAAACAGUACAACCAGA